Molecule: messenger RNA, 1276 nt
Organism: Lingula anatina
Lineage: Eukaryota; Metazoa; Brachiopoda; Lingulata; Lingulida; Lingulidae
Source: RefSeq, a predicted model, not a curated record
GAAGAUCUGCCAAAAUGAUGUCACUUAAACAGUCCGAAGUAACAAAAACGAGAGUCACUAUCAACACUUCUCUUCGCCCUGCUGACCAGAAUAACUGCUUAAUACCACCCGGCACAUUGUUUACUUCCGAGAAUUCGAUACAAAGUGCAUGGAACCCAGUGAAUAGGAACUCGUCCAGCCAUUCAUAUAUCUGAGGGCAAAACAUCCGCUUUUGACCCUUGUGACAUUUAGAGCUGAUUCACUCAGAAAUCAGUCAGGUGUGUGAAGUAUUUUCUUUCUUUGGUGUCAAGUUUUACCGAUGACCAUUGUUAACGUGGAUGAACCCCUCAUCAUAUGAACUGUGGUGCGAGUUAAAGUGUCUUAGUCGGUCUUGGGAAAUCCACGCGGACUCAAGACACAUGUAACUAUGUGCAUUAAAACGACGCUAAUGAAAUUCCUCCUGGGACUGUGCAUCUUGCACUUCGGGCAUCUUGUUCUAGCACAAGGUGUACUAGAUGCAGAUGGAUGUGACCCCAAUCCCUGUUUGCAUAGUGGAAGUUGUAGCAUUGACCCGGUUAUGAAUUACACGUGCUCCUGCCAGCUUGGGUAUGUUGGGAGAAACUGUGAAAUAAGUGAAUUUAGUACCACCAGUUCAGAGACUAUCACUGACAUCGGUGAAGUAUCAACUACCGUGGGCGUGAAUACAACGACCAAUGUAACUUACAGUAGUAGUGGGGCAUCUACCACCUUCACCACUACCACGCCCUCUACCGAUACUCUCCCCUGGUAUUCUACAAUCUACGACACUACGACCUAUCCUACUGGUGUCAGCACGGAGACACCACUAGGUACUGGUGUCAGCACGGAGACACCACUAGGGUCACACGGCGCACCUUGUACACGGACACAGGACUGCAUGGCUGGCGACAACAACACCGUGUGCACAGACACAGGGCAGUGCACGUGUAACACCGGGUUACCGCCUUAUUACCUGGACGGAGCUAACCUCUGUGCUCCGUAUUACAAUGCGGAAUGUAGCAAAAACACCAGCUGUCUCCCACAAAUUACCAGUUACUACUGUAACGAUAUCAACAGGUGUGUCUGCGGGUUUGGCCUGAUCUAUAACCAGGAAAUGCAGCGCUGUAUAUAUGGCUAUAACCAGGAGUGUUACAGUGAACUUGGCUGCGGGGAUUCCUCCCUCGUUUGUACGGGUCUCCUGUUGGACAACACGCCCGGCAGCUGUAAAUGCGCUCCUGGUCACAAUUUCCUACGGGGUCGAUGUCGAGCAGGUGAGUAG